AUGGAUGAGUUCAGAGUAGAACAACAACAAUCAAUCAAACUAGAAUUUGAGAAUGCCGAUGUUGUAGAAGAGAUAUUAGUGUCAACCAAGGACAUUGAAGAUACAUAUUUAGUUGACUCUAGUGUCAUUGGUGUUGAGGAUGCUGACAGUCCCAAAGUUCUUGUAGUUGAGCGCAUUGGUCCAUACUCCAAAAUUUUUUCCACAUUGUGUUUGGAUAAUGAUAUGGAAAUAAAGUCAUCUGAACCAAUUGAGGAGUCAAGCAAUGAGGAACAAGGUGCAUAUAUUCUGGAAUUCUUCUUACCAGAAAGUCAGGAUUACACACCUCAUGUAAAGGCCAAGAAGCGUAGAAGAUUACACUGUUCCCUAGGGCCAAUUAGAUUUGCUCCACCACCCCUGGAGCAUAACCGGAAACUUGAAGCCAAAAUGGGGCUGAAGAAAAUCACAUCGGAGCAAAAUGUUCCUAAUAUUUAUGGUACUCCUUUUGACUAUUUCUCAAGUCAGUGCACAAUUUUAAUAGUCAAUACGACUAUACUUCACAGUGCAAUUGAAAAGGGAGCCGUUUGUUUGGACGGAAGUCCUCCUGCAUACCUGAUUGAUAGGGGAAGUGGCUAUGGAGUUAAUAAUUGGCUUAUUCACAUUGAGGGAGGGGGAUGGUGUUCUACGAUAUCAGAGUGCAUCAAACGUACCGGUACUAGGUAUGGAUCAUCAAUACACAUGGAGGAUCAAUAUUAUUUUCAAGGAAUUUUAAGCAACAAGCCUAACGAAAAUCCAGACUUUUUAAACUGGAAUAGAGUAAAGGUUAAGUAUUGCGAUGGGGCAUCUUUUACCGGUGACGUUGAAGAAGUUACAGGGCUGCACUUCAGAGGAGCAAGAGUUUUCCUUGCCAUCAUGGAGGAUUUAUUAUACAAAGGAAUGUGGAAAGCUGAAAAUGCCAUUUUGAGUGGAACUUCAGCAGGGGGAUUAACUGCAAUACUACAUUGUGACAAGUUUAGAAGUUUUUUCUCCACAAAUGCUAGAGUUAAAUGCAUUUCUGAUGCUGGUUUCUUUGUAAAUAUAAAAACAAUCCUAGGGGAACCACAUAUUAAGCAGCUAUAUGAAAGAGUUGUUACAUUGCACGGAUCAACCAAGAACCUGCCACGAUCUUGCACCAGCUCCUACUUAGAUCCAAGUUUGUGCUUCUUCCCUGAGUAUGUAGUACAACAUAUUCGGACCCCACUUUUCGUUAUUAAUUCGGCUUAUGACUCUUGGCAGAUAAAUAACAGCUUGAUUCCUUAUAAUAACUGGAGGUACUGCAAGAAAGAUAUAAAUGUAUGCUCACCAAGUCAAAUCCAAACUCUCCAAGAUUUCAGGGUAAUAUUUAUAAGGGCAGUUAUAAAUGGAAUAAGACUAACUUCAGCAAGUGGAUAUUUCAUAACCUCCUGCCAUUCCCACAAGGGCAUUGAAACACCCAGCUAUUGGUUCUACCCCAACUCUCCUACAUUGGUUAAUAAGGCUAUUGCUCAAGCAGUUGGUGAGUGGUUUUUUGUUGAGAGUAUUAGAUUCCAAGAAAUAUCUUGUCCUUAUCCUUGUGGAAAAUUUUGCCAAAGCUAGGAACUUGGAGAGGAUGUUCAUAUUUUACGCGUAUUUCUGAUAUUUGUUUCUUUAAUUUUACUUUGUUUUUAAUGAUUAAUCCUACUCAUGUAAUUAUGGGAAGUAUAUCAAAUCACUUGAGAUUGAUUAAAUUGUUAGUUAAACUUUAUUAUAUUAUUGUAAAUUGGUAUAAUUGUUUCUCGUA
Messenger RNA from Nicotiana tabacum (common tobacco), 1774 nucleotides. The record is from RefSeq and is a predicted model, not a curated record. Lineage: Eukaryota; Viridiplantae; Streptophyta; Magnoliopsida; Solanales; Solanaceae.